This is a messenger RNA of Eriocheir sinensis (Chinese mitten crab), 4126 nucleotides long. RefSeq names its product nucleobindin-2-like (gene NUCB1). Gene Ontology annotation, molecular function: calcium ion binding. NCBI's taxonomy places the organism in Eukaryota, Metazoa, Arthropoda, Malacostraca, Decapoda, Varunidae. Bases 283 to 2181 code for a protein of 632 amino acids. The transcript has 11 exons. Gene Ontology annotation, cellular component: endoplasmic reticulum-Golgi intermediate compartment; extracellular exosome. The record is from RefSeq and is a predicted model, not a curated record.
GUACACGCGUCAUAAACAGCUGGUAGUAGGGGCCAUUUAACUGCGUAAGGGGUCACUGUAUAUGGUCUAACGUUAUUUUAAGCUAGUGAGUGAGGUUUUUGUGUUCGUUUUUGAGGUGUGUGUGGGGAGCAGCCCGUGCUUGAGGGGAGGCUGACGUGUCACUAUAGCAUUCCCUUGAGAGGAGCACCUGUGACCAGCCCAGAUUUUAUUGUUCCAAGCCCAAUACUUCCUCUGUACUGGCCUCCACAGGUACAAGCACGCACACCUGUUACAGUCUACAGGAUGAAGUGGUGGCCGAAGGUGGUGGUGGUGGUGGUGGUUGGCCUGGUGCUCUCGGAGGCCCUGCCUGUCAAGGAGAAGAAACCCACAGCUGAGGAGGAGAAGCAUGCUGCAGAGGCACACGAGGGGGAAGGUUCAGAUGACUGGGAGCUUAACUUGGAGUAUGGCCGGUACCUGAAGGAGGUGGUGCAGGCGCUUGAGAGUGACCAGGCCUUCAGGAAGAAAUUGGAGACGGCAGAAGUGGAUGAUAUUAAAUCUGGGAAAAUUGCGCGGGAGCUUCACUUUGUUGACCACAAUGUCCGAACAAAGUUGGAUGAGCUGAAGCGGAGGGAGCUGGAGCGGCUCCGUCACCUGGCCAUCAAGGAGCACGAGAAGGAGACGGGAGUGGACCGCAAGCUCCUUAAAGUCCCGGUGCACAUCGACCACCGCAACCCUACGCGCUUUGAAGUGGAGGACCUCAAGAAACUGAUUAUCAAGACCACUGAGGACCUGAAUAAGGUGGACCAGGAGAGAAAGACAGAAUUUAAGAAUUAUGAGCUAGAGAAGGAGUACAUGAGACAGCAGGAGCUGCAACAUAUGGACGAGAUGCACCGCAAAGAGGCUGAGGAGAAGCACGAGCAGGAGGUGAAGCAACACAAGCAGCAUGACAAGCUUCACCACCCUGGCUCCAAGCAGCAGCUGGAGGAGGUUUGGGAAGAGCAAGACCACAUGCAGCCAGAAGACUUUGACCCCAAAACCUUCUUCCACCUUCAUGACCUGGAUGGUAAUGGGUAUUGGGAUCAGAUGGAGGUCAAGGCUCUCUUCAAAAAGGAACUGGACAAGAUGUAUGAUCCCAAUGCUCCCGAGGAUGACCUGACAGAGCGCUAUGAGGAGAUGGAGCGCAUGAGGGAGCAUGUCUUCCGGGAGUCAGACAGCAACAAGGAUAAUCUCAUCAGCUUCAAGGAAUUUGUGGACCAGACCAAGCGUGCAGACUUUGAGCAGGACAGCGGGUGGCAAGGCCUGGAUGAGCAGGAGCUCUACUCACAGCAGGAGUAUGAGGAGUACGAGCGUCAGCGUCAGCAUGAGAUUCAGAGGAUGAUUGAUGCAGGAGACAUCCCUCCCCCUCCCGGUUACCAUGGAGCACCACCCAUUCAGGCAGCCGUAUACCAGGGGGGCCCCCACCCAGGCCUAGCCCACCCUAACACUGUACCCCAGGGUUACCAAGCUGUACCCCAGGGCCAUCAAGCAGUGCCUCAAGGAUAUCAGGCAGCGCCUCAAGGAUACCAGGCAGUGCCUCAAGGAUAUCAGGCUGUGCCUCAAGGAUACCAGGCUGUGCCUCAGGGCCAUCAGGGUGUGCCUCAAGGAUACCAGGCUGUGCCUCAAGGAUAUCAGGCAGUGCCCCAAGGAUAUCAGGCAGUGCCCCAAGGAUAUCAGGCAGUGCCUCAGGGCCACCAGGCAAUGCCACAAGGCCAACAGGCAGUGCCUCAGGGCCACCAGGCAGUACCACAGCAGAACCAGAUCCAUCCAGACCAGCCUGCCCACCCAGCCCAGCUAGCCCAGCCUGCCCAGCUAGCCCAGCCUGCCCAGCAAGGAUACAUCCCAGCUGGUCAGGCAGGCCAGGGACAGGCUCAAGCUAAUCAAGCUCAUCCUGCACAAGUUCAAGCAGGACAACAUGUAGUCCAGGCUCAGCAAGGUCAGCCAAUCCAGGUUCAGGCACCCCAGGCAGCAAAUAUUCAACAAGGUCAACCAGUCCCUGUGGGUCAGGGUCAGCCCGCCCAAGUCCAAGGAUUUCAAAACCAUAAUCCUGAAGUGAAAGUACCUGUGGCAGGGCAGGAUGCUCAGGCUCCCCACCCUGCAGCAGGACAGGUAGGAGGAGCCCAGCCUCAGCCUCCUGUAGGCCAGGCUGGGGCAGUUCAUCAUUAAGGUCAUACUUGCUCUCUGCAUGACCCACAAGAUCUCCUUUCAAAUCAUCAUGACCGAGUUCAAGUUUACUCAACUUAUUUUAUACUUUUACCAGAUGCAAGUUUUUAAUGGGCUGCAGUAUUUCAGUAUUCUUAAGAUGUCUUCCUUUCUUUUCAUCUUCACCUCAUCAGACACGAUGAAUCUUGGGUCACGAAUCUGACAGAACUUUGUAACUAUUACAGUUAAAUGUUCUAAUAUUUCCGGGACUCAAAAGAAACUUUAAACAUUUGAUAAGUCAUUAUUUGUAACUUAGUCAUGUAAAAUUCAUUCUCCAAAAAAAUUAAAUUGGGCAGAGUGUACUAUAGCUCUGAACUGUCUCUUCCUUUCAUUCAGGAGUGCUGGGUUUGUGACACCAAACUUGAGGAUCUAAAUAACACUGCUGAAACCAAGGCCAAGCAUAAUACAAAAUUAGUUCUGUUUUACAGGUCAGACCUUCUCAGUAAUACUUUACUUCAUUAGGACAAAGUCUUUUGGUGUAUAAAGUGAUGUAAUAUGUUGCAUACAUGUGAAAUUUAAAUCAAUUAAAAAAACCCCAUUAACCCACCAUACUACUCAUCUCAUUAAAAUGUCAGUUGUAUCAUUGUCUUUUAGAAUUUAGCAGUGAUGAGAAACUUUCUAUUUCAUGUGAUUUAUAUAAUAGAUUAGAUUAAAAGUUUCCUGCUUAAAUAAGGUAGUGGUAACCAACCUUGGGGAGCAGCACAAAGUUAUCUUACAAAUUAUUGGUAGUUUGAGGGUGUGAUUAAGUGUGGGUUUAUGAAUGAUGUCUUACUUAUCUGGUAUGAAUUUAUUGGAUUUUUAAAAUACUGUACUCUGUAUAUUUUUAAACUGUGAAAAUGUCUCAAAUGAUGUCGUUAUUUUUUUCUUUUAUCACUUUGUUUAUUGUAUAUUGGUCAUUUUUACUUCUAUAUUGAGAUUUUUAAGCAGUAAAACUGCAAUUCUAUGUUAAUUGAUACGCUGUGAAUAUUUUUAUAUUUUUUUAUACAGCUAACAUCACUUAAGAACUUUUAGUGACAUGUAUGAUAUUUUAUGCAUCAAGAUAAUGCUGUGUUGAACAAUACUGUGGGAAUACUGCAGCACAAUGGCUCAGAUGUUUGUGGUGUGUUGUGACAGAAGAUUGCCGAGUUUGUUGACUGCCGUGGCACAAAGGUUUUGAUGGUAAAUAUUAUUGUAUAUGCUAUCAAAAUUGUGGUUGAUAUAAAUAUUCAUCAAUUUGUGAGAUCUAAUUAUGCAAUUACAUUAUGACUUAGAUUGCCACUGACCUGUGAACCAUUGUUUGUCAGUAAUUGGUCUGCUGUAGAUAAGCAGAAAAAAUACACACACAUAAUGUGAAAAAUAUUUUAGGAGCAGAGUACCUUAUACAGUUUUAGUCAUGGUUAAGAAAUUUGUAAUGAAAAUAUAAUCAUGAUUUACAUAUAUUAGCCUGUUAAGAAUUUCUGAAUCUUUAAAUUAGUCAUAUUCUUGUUGGGCUUUUGGGUAACUAUGCCAAAGAUUAUGAAACAAAAAGCCUAACAUUACUUACUGUAUGAAAUUUGUUACUCAGUGUUCAAAACAUUUGUUGUUCUUUGAGUAUAUUAUUGAAAAAUGUGCCACUUAUAUGGACUGAUAGAUUGGGUUGUGACUUGUAAAUGUGUUGUGUUCUCAGCAAGUGUCAAUGGAAUGCUGCAGUUAUAAAUACACUCGCUAAGAAAACAAAAAUAGCAAACACCUUGAUAUAUUGUAGAAAAGAAAAUUCAUUAUUUGAUCCAACGAAUCAAAGGAGCAAACACAAUGUAUAUCAUGUUAUUAAACUACUAUAACCCUUUUUCUUUUUAUCAAAUACAUGAAGUUUAUUUUUUUAUUUAGAUUAAGCAAGAACUUAUCUGUAAACUAAAGCUUUCCUAGCAGCAUAUAAAUGUUUUAACAUGGA